Hylaeus anthracinus is the source of this 1986-nucleotide messenger RNA. RefSeq lists its product as uncharacterized. The coding region runs from base 1 to 1986 and encodes 661 amino acids. The record is from RefSeq and is a predicted model, not a curated record. NCBI's taxonomy places the organism in Eukaryota, Metazoa, Arthropoda, Insecta, Hymenoptera, Colletidae. The transcript has a single exon.
AUGGCGGAGCGUCCUGGAGGCAAAAGGCGUUCGCGUCGCGACAGUGCGGAGACAUCGGGCUCCGUACGCGGCACACCGCCAACGUCGAAGGAUCGAAGGACUAAACGGUCGAGUAAGCCGUCGAAGGAGCGAUGGCUUCUCACCAGAAAGACCUGGCGGUACAUGGCGGACGCUGGCAGACGCUUAAUCCCGGAUGGAACGCACAACAGGCCCGAGGAUAUUCCGAAGAUAGAGCAAUAUUUUCAGGAAGUGUGUCAGAAGGAGCCAAAAUUCCUGUUGUGGAGAAAGGCUUCCUAUCCGGGAACGUUAGGCUUUCGAUCCCAGAGGCGUCGAAGAGUCAUCAAAGGCGGCAGUUGUCGAACGAAAGCCAGCUCGGCCGACGAAUCGGACGAUGUCAGGAGUUCACCUCGAGGCUUCGUCCUUCAUACCACAACCGCUGGGAAAUUCGACCUAGCGAAAGCCAAAAGGGAGUGGUUGCUGACGUCCGAAGGAGGUAGUAUGCCGUCGAGUCCUGUGGAACGCAGGAAGUUUCAGCAGGAGGACGCGGAUGCCAAGGCGUUGGCAGACAUGUUGCAGAAGUACCUGAACAUGCAGAGCGACGUCGCUGGUACGACGAAAACAGCUGGCAGAUCGGAAAUUCUUGGGCAGGUCGAAGGAAGGGAACUUUUUGACUAUCAGAGCUUGAUAGACAAGCUUCAGCAGCACCUGGAUUUGAUGGUGACUCAAGCCAAACUAGAGGAACUGUCGGUUAGACGAUCUUCCUCGGACAAGGACAUCCAAAAUGUUCCGAAAUCUAUGCAACCGUAUCAGGGCGAUUACGUGCACAAGUCCUUAAUGGAAACUAUUAGUCGUUAUUACAGCAAGUCAGGUACUCGGGAACACGUAAUCUCGGACAUUUUGACCGAUCGAAAACUCUUAGAAAAAUUGUACUUCGAUCUGAGGUGCACCAGGGGCUUCAGAGGUCCACGUGCCACGGGCGCUUACACGUCACCAUCUAGUCGCUGGUGGACCCAUCAGCGAACCAGAGUGCCGACGAAGGAUUCCGAGGAUUGGCUCUCGACUAGAAGAGACCAUAAUCGAGAUCCUCUCUCACCCCCACUUCUGAUAGCCGUCCAAGAGCCCAGCACCGAUCGCGGUCCGAUAGAUAACGGUGUUCAAACUGAUCCUGUUCCUCGGGAAGUUCUCGAUGCUAACCUCCUAGAGAGGGAGGAGCCGUUGAAGGAAACGUCCAUGCAGAAGUCUGGUGGUCGCAGGCGGAGUAGCGUGGACAACGAUGACGUUUCACCUUCUGUGAGCGAUACCAUCAAAAGGUACCUUCGAAUGGCUAGAAAGAAGUCCAUGGACGCGGACAAGGUUGACAGGUUUAAACGGGUGAACUAUGACAGAAAUCUUCGGAAUAUCAAGGCCAAAGGCGAGACCACGAAGCUGAGCGACGACGAGGGCAACAAUAAGGGCUGUCAAACGGAGGACAAUUGGGCUGUUAAUUAUAGAGAAAUGUCUUCCGCGGAGAAUCCGUUUGAGAAUCUGUCCGACGCCGACACGACCACCUCACCUCCGAGCAGGAACGCGAGCUCGAGAAGCAGCAUCGACGCUGGUCUCGGCUCCGAGGAUCCACUUACCCCUAAGCAUCAUCACCAUCAUCAAUCCUUCCUAUCCCAUCUCCUGCACGGUUCCAACGCGCACAAGGAUAAACCGCAUUCGGCACCCGGUUCGCCUGCACUCACGUCAUCGUCGACAAAUUCCGCAGGUGGCACAGCGAUGCAGAAGAGCAAGUCCUCGAGCAGCGUGGUGCAUCACGGCAGCCGAUUGGUGGCCAAGAAGAUAUGGAGGUCCAGGAGCAAGAGUACUUCGAGGGCGUCCAAUCAACCCUCUGUCUGGACGCCUCAGGUUAGUUCUUUGCCGCUUGACCAUUGUUUUGGCUUUCUUUUUUUCUGUUCGUGGGGAUGGUUUGUAACUUUAACGCGUUGUCCGGACUGCUAUUCGUAA